Messenger RNA from Colletotrichum lupini, 861 nucleotides. Its product is annotated as alkaline phytoceramidase. Gene Ontology annotation, cellular component: endoplasmic reticulum membrane. Gene Ontology annotation, biological process: ceramide catabolic process; ceramide biosynthetic process. The coding region runs from base 1 to 861 and encodes 286 amino acids. The record is from RefSeq and is a predicted model, not a curated record. Lineage: Eukaryota; Fungi; Ascomycota; Sordariomycetes; Glomerellales; Glomerellaceae. The transcript is spliced from 4 exons.
AUGAGUCACAAGCAUCAGACCCUCCGCUUCGCGAGCGACGCAACGGCGGGCAAUGGUAUCUGGGGCUAUCCAACAAGCAAGGCAAACUUCUGCGAAGAAGACUACAUCUUCACGCGCUACAUCGCAGAGUUCAUCAAUUGCUUAUCCAAUGCCACGUACAUCUACCUCGCCCUGAAGUACCCCAGGGCCAACUCCAAGGCCGCGGUGCCAUGGUACCGAACCCUCGACAUCCAAUCCAUCGGCCUCCUCGCUGUCGGUAUCUUCUCUGGCGUUUUCCACGGCACCAUGCACCAGGAGACGCAGCUCCUCGAUGACCUCUCUAUGCUGGUCCUCGCCGGCUCGCUCGUACAGCCCCUGUACGCCUUCCGCCAGUCGCGCGCCGUGGGGGCCGCGAUCACCACCAUCCUCUGGCUCGGCAUCGCCACCAUGGCCGUCAUCUACGUCCGCUCGGGAGACAUCGCCAUCCACGUCGCGACCUUUACCGGGCUGUUGACAUUUGUCUGGCCGCGCACGCUGUUCAUCGUCUACUGGACUGGUCGUUACUCGAAAGAGCAGCAGAAGAGACUGAUGAAACAGUUCUGGAAGGCUUGUAUCAUUUUGAUCGUGGGGUUCACGUUGUGGCAUAUCGACUUGGAGUACUGCGCUGAGCUGAGAGCCGCAAGGAAGAGCCUUGGAUUGCCUGCCGCGUGGCUGUUGGAACUACAUGGAUGGUGGCACAUCUUCACCGCUCUGGGCGCGAGCUGGUACAUGAGGUUGAUUCGGGAGCUGACCUCAGUCGAACAGGCUGAGACCGGGAAGAAGGCGCAUUACGCCCGUGGGUGGAAGCAUCCCCCAAUCAGCCUGGAAAGGUGUCAAUAUUGA